AUGCAGACUCGCACCUCCGCUCAAGUGCGCAGCCUCGCACCGCCGCUCAAGUGCGCAGACUCUUGCCAUGAGCAAAACCUGAAUCCGGGAUAUCAUAUUUACGGUCUUGACAGAAGAAAACGAGUUUACCGCAGCCUGUCUGAUGGUCGGGUGAUCAUCACACAACAUUUCACAGAGAGGACUGUCACUCCUGGCGGUGAUAUCAGCAUGCAAUGCUCAGCCACAGGAGACAGACCGCCUCAAUUCACCUGGGAGCGUGACGGGGUCGUAGUCACCACUGAUGCGAGGUAUUCACUAGGUCAGCUGAUGACCUCCGACAACUCGGUGGUCGCCCAGUUGAACAUAACGCGGGUGCGCGUGGAGGACGGCGGCCUGUACUCCUGCAGCGCUUCGGACGGCGAGCAUUCGGCCGUCCACGAGAACCGGCUCGACGUUUACGGUCCUCCAUACAUAAGAGUCCUACCUCCGAUCAAAGUUCAGAGCGGUGAAUCAAUCAACUUGAGGUGUCCUUUUUACGGAUAUCCUAUUAGUAAAAUCGACUGGGAGUACAAGGGCAAGACAAUCAACUCCAACCCAUUUCACUCGCGAUACAAACGCAACCAGAAACGAAAAAGAAACGCGCCAACUGUUAAUAUGAACGGACUUUUAACACUCACAGAGGUUUCCAAAGAGGAAAAUGGCGCUGUGUUCACUUGCAUAGUCACCAGUCCUUCUGGAGAGAUGGCUCGGAGAGCUUUCGAAAUACAAGUCAUCGAAGCUCCGGUGCUAGAUGAUUUGCUACUAGGGAAUAAUUUACAGGAGGGUCAGAUUGUUAACGUGUAUUGCAAUGUCAGGAGUGGUGACCUACCAAUACACUUUGAAUGGUUAAAAGAUGGGAAGAGGAUACCUAGUGGUUUAAAGGUAGUAGAACGAAGUUCUGAGCUCUUCAGUGCCUUGGUAAUCAAGAAGGUAUCUCUAGAACACUGUGGAGUUUACACCUGUGUCGCCUCCAACCAUGUCGCUAAGGUUAACAGAUCUACGGAACUUUAUAUUAAAGUGGCCCCAAAAUGGCUGGAAGAGCCGUCCAAUUCGUCGCUCCUUCUGGGCCGGAGGGGAGCCGUCUCGUGCAGCGCCAGCGGCUACCCGCAGCCUCAGGUGCACUGGAUGAAGAAGGACGCUCUUCUCGGCACCUGGCAGCCAGUCCUCGAGCUCGCCGGCGGCGGGAUCCUCAGUCUACCCAACGGGACCCUCGUGAUAGAGGAGGUGUCCUUAGCUGACGAAGGGCUCUACUCCUGUAACGUGGAGAACGGAGUGGGGCAGCCGCUCAGCAAGUCUGUGUGGAUGAGUGUCAACAAACCCGUUCACUUUGAUUCAUCGACAGCCAACGUGACUUCACGGUUGGGUCACCCGGUAAAUUUGGCAUGCAAACCACUCGGCGAUGACCCAAUCAGGGUGACAUGGACCCACAACGGGAAUGUCAUCGAUUUUAGACAUCACAGGUCAAAACUAACAGAGACGAAAUCCACACUGGGCGUUGUUAGCACAAUCAGUAUCCAAUAUUCCGAGGCGAUGGACGGCGGCUUGUACCAAUGUCGAGCCAGCAACCCCUACGGCGCUGCAAGCUUCACUAUACAUCUCACCAUUUUAGAGCCUCCCACGCCGCCGUCCGACCUCCGCGUGGAGUCUGUAUCGUCGCGCGUCGCGCUCGUGUCGUGGCGCGAGCGCGACGCGCGGACGGCGCACGCGCAGUACUACUCCUUACAACAUGUGCCGCAGCACUACAAUGUCUGGGAGCACGCGGUCACCAUUAACGUCUCUAGAAAAGACACAGAUCUGAGACAAAGCUUGGAGCUGCAGAACCUGAGGCCGGCCACUACGUACGGCGUGCGAGUGGCCACCGGCAACCAAGUCGGCGUCAGUCUGUUCACCGCCCCCGUGCACUUCACCACACACGAAGAGGCUCCAUCCUCAUCCCCGAACAACGUGCAAGCUGAACAAACUGAAAAUCCAGGAGAGCUGCGGGCUUCCUGGAUGCCUCCGCUGAAGGAGACCCACAACGGGCUUAUAGUAGGGUACCACGUCAAGGCGGUGCCGCAGGGCAGUUCAGUAUCGGACAUCAAUGACUCAAGGACAGUCAAGGUUUUACAUCAAUCAGGAAAACAAGAAACUUUACUAAGUGGACUCUUAAAAAACACUAGGUAUGCUGUGUCAAUAGCAGCCUUCACCAGUGCGGGAUCAGGACCAUUUUCAAUACCCGUAUUUCAAGACACCAGAGAAGGAGCGCCAGAGCAAGCGCCGCUGGCUGUGGAAUGCACGGCGGUGUCGCCGACGUCACUGCGCGUGGGUUGGCAACCCCUGCAGGCCGGCGCCAGCUCGCUCGUCGGCUACUCCGUGCUCUACGCGGCAGAGGAAGACGCAUGGCAUAACCAAACGUCACUCCACACCGAGAUAUACCUGCAGGGCCUGCUGAAGUACUCCAACUAUACCGUCAAAGUGGCCGGUUUCUCCAACUACGGGGCAGGACCUUUCUCCUACCCAAUCGUUUGUGCUACUUUACAGGAUGUGCCCGACCCGCCAGCUGACAUCAAAGUAUUAGUGCUGUCGGGCUCCUCCUUGCUCGUCAGUUGGAAGAGACCGGAACAUUCCAAUGGAAUACUGCUAUAUUAUACAGUUUACGUCAAACCCACUUCCAGCAACGGUCCCCCACAAACUUACCGCGUGGAGGAGGGCCGCACCGGCGCAGAGAUCAAGGAGCUGGGCGCGGGUCGCAGCUACGAGGCGUGGGUCACCGCCACAACCCGCGCCGGCGAGGGCUCGCCCUCCCGCCGCGUCUCACACACCCCGACGUCUAGAGUGGUAGCGGGCGUGGCGUCCCUGGGCGGCACCGUGUCAGUGGGAGUGGGCAGCUCGCUGCUGCUGGUGUGCCAGUGCGUGGGCGUGCCGCCGCCGCGCACCGUGUGGUACCACAAGCACAACAUCAUCACGCACCAUUCGCGCUUCACCAGGAACCAUGAUGAUAGCCUGCUCAUCAAUAACAUAGACCCAUCUCUCGGCGGCAACUACACCUGCCUGGCGAAGAACCUGUACGGCUCGGACUCUGUGGAGUACACGGUGGUGGUGCUGCCUCUGCCCGAGGCCCCGGUGCUACGCGCCACGCCGCACAAGCACUCAAUACUCGUGGAGUGGGAGCAACCCUACUACUCGCACAACAAGAGCAGUCAGAAGAUUAGUUAUAGUUUAACUUGGAAAGUGGCCAACGGGCCAUGGCAGGAGGCGUGGCCCGCUGCGCGGCCCAAUCUGUCGGUACAGAAGCAUACAUUGACUGGUCUCAAGUGUGGGACUAAGUACUCCGUCAGGAUAACUGCCACUAACAAAGUGGGGACAUCCCAACCGGCGUAUCUGGACGUAAGCACGCUUGGGGGAGUGCCGAUCCCGCCGGCGAGCAGCGAGUGGUUGUGGAGCAACAGCACGCACCUGUACGUGCAGCGCGCGGGCUGGGACGACGGCGCGUGCCCGCUGCGCGCGUUCGAGGUGCAGCACCGCCCGCUCGGCACGCGCGCCUGGAGGACCGCUCACACACAGAGUUACACGGACCUUUCAUCGUGGAGCUCGUACGAGUCGGGGCGCAGUGGGUCGUUCGCCAUCGGGGAUCUGACGCCCGGCACCUGGUACCAGGUGCGCGUCACCGCCACCAACGAGGCCGGCAGCGUCACCACGAUAUAUGCCUAUGCUACUAAGAAUGAGGAUGGCAGCGAAGUCGGCCCGCCAUCGGAAUUUUUAGACUUGAAUAUGAUCGUCAUCAUCGGCAGCUCGAUUUUACUGCUCAUCUGUCUUCUCAGCUGUGUUUACAUACUCGUCAGGAGACAAAGAAGCGGCAACCUAACAGAGUACCGCGACUCAAUAACCGUGGACAACAAGUCUGAGAGCGGCAACCUGACCGCCAACACGUCGCACACCAACCUCGCCAACAUGGCCAACAUCGGCAACCUGUCCAAGGAGAACGCCGUCAACGCGCAGAACAGGAUUUACAGCGCGCCCAUACAUAUGAGGAACAAUAGCAAACAUGAGCUGUACGAGAUCAGUCCAUACGCGCAGUUCGCGGUGGGGUUCCGUACGUUCGGGCACGUCGACAACCAGGACUUGCCCGGCCGCCACAAGCACCGUUUCGACACAGAAACCAGUUUUCAAGUGUGUUCAGAGUCUGAGGACAGUGAUAGUGUAUCAAAAUCCACACUCAAGAGCGUGCCGAGAAAGGCAUGUCGGCAACCACACCACAGAUAACUAGACAAGGAAGAAUUACCUUUUUUUAAAAUGGUAAAGGAAUAUGAUUCCAUGGACCAUUACCAAGGUGCCAAUGUUCCGUAGCAUUGUUACGUUGAAAUUGUCAAAAAACUGUCGAAUUUCAAGGAAAACGAAUUGUCAUCGAAACCACACUGCCCUUAAACCCGCAAUUAGUUAUUGAAACUUCUAGCUAACUAUACCUAUUUAUUAUUUAGCAAAACUGACCUUUAAAACAUGAGCAAAAGUGUUAAAUAAAUUAACCGAUUUUCGAAAAAUAGGAAUUACCUAUUCGCACGUGUAUCGUACAACGUUUUACAGUCCAUAUGGCCCUUUAAAUUUUCGACGUAGUUACGUAACUCGUGUCGAUUUAAAACACUCCCUUCGGUCGUGUUUUAAUUUAUCGCCACUCGUUGCGAAUUUCCUAUUUUUCGCACUUGAAUCGUAAUGU
Messenger RNA from Cydia strobilella, 4708 nucleotides. Its product is annotated as cell adhesion molecule Dscam2-like. Gene Ontology annotation, biological process: neuron migration; axon guidance; cell-cell adhesion. Bases 1 to 4260 code for a protein of 1419 amino acids. The record is from RefSeq and is a predicted model, not a curated record. Lineage: Eukaryota; Metazoa; Arthropoda; Insecta; Lepidoptera; Tortricidae. Gene Ontology annotation, molecular function: protein binding. Gene Ontology annotation, cellular component: cell surface; plasma membrane; axonal growth cone. The transcript is spliced from 31 exons.